Messenger RNA from Pisolithus orientalis, 944 nucleotides. Its product is annotated as peroxisomal membrane anchor protein conserved region-domain-containing protein. Gene Ontology annotation, biological process: protein import into peroxisome matrix, docking. The record is from RefSeq and is a predicted model, not a curated record. Gene Ontology annotation, molecular function: signaling receptor binding. The coding region runs from base 18 to 884 and encodes 288 amino acids. The transcript has 6 exons. NCBI's taxonomy places the organism in Eukaryota, Fungi, Basidiomycota, Agaricomycetes, Boletales, Pisolithaceae. Gene Ontology annotation, cellular component: peroxisomal importomer complex; peroxisomal membrane.
CGAGGACACUCCCACUCAUGACGACACCAGACAGACAAGACCUCAUCAGCAAUGCAGUCGCAUUUCUCUCUGAUUUCAGCACUCAGCAGGCUCCGCUCGCACAGCGAGUGCAAUUCCUCGAAGCAAAAGGUCUCACCAGCCCAGAAAUCGAGGAGGCCUUGAAACAGGCUGCCAACAAAACACCACCCCUGCAGCCUUCUCCGCAAACUCAUUCACACUCCGUGUUGUAUGGCCCAUCCCCAUACAACGCUCUCCAACCACAACCAUGGGAUUGGAGGGACUACUUCAUAACCGCCGUCAUAUCUGGAACGGUGGUAUACGGUGCCGUGUCCUUGUUCAAGAAGCACCUGGCUCCCCAUCUGAAACCCCCGACGGCCACUGCAUACGAACAAGACCGGGACGAGUUAACGGCUCAGUUCGAUGCUGCAGAAGCUCUUCUAAAGGAAAUACAGGAUGAGACGGCUUCGGUGCGCGCGGCCGUCGAAGAACAAAGGGAAAAGGUGGAUAAAGCCACCAAGGACGUCGAGUCUGUGGUAGUCGAGAUGCGCGAAGGAGAGGCGAGAACAAGGGAUGAGAUGCGAGAGAUCCGCGAUGAAGUGGAAAACAUCCGGGAAAUGCUACCCAAGAUGAUCGAGAACAACAAAGAGGCGCAGAAGCAAUCACUCUCGGAGCUGCAGCAAGAGCUCAAAUCCUUAAAGACCUUGUUACUCAGCCGGAGUGGUACUCUGUCGAACCGUCGAAUACCUUCUUGGCAGCUUGUAGGCGCAGCACCGACACCUUCGUCUGAGCCUGCGGGUGGCAGCCGAACCGGUACAUUUACACCACCGAUACAGUCUAACGGGAAGGGGAAGGAUUUGGAGAUCCCUGUAGACCAUGCAUCGUAAUCUGUAGCUCUGAAGUACUUGUCGGAACUGCUAAAUAAUGAGUAGCGUUUAUCGACUGUC